AAUCAUUUUGUAAACAUCAACCAAAGAGAAGGCAAUACUCCAGAAAACAAUAUCUCUAGUUUCAAGCAAUAGUCCAGAAAACAAUAUCUCUAGUUUCAAUUCAAUCACUCAUGGCAUCAGUUCAAUGUAACAAGCCCACUGAGCAAAAUAUUAAUCAUGUUCAAUCCUCCACCGUGAGCAACAAGACUAGCACCCCGACUAGCCAAAAGGCUGUUCGCAACAAGAACAACACUCCAACUAGUCAAAUGGCUGUUUCCAACAAGACCAACACUGCGACUGGCCAAAAAGUUGUGUGCGACAAGACUAGCACCCCGACUAGCCAAAAGGCAAAUAAUGAGAACCACUCUUUCGCUGACAAAAUGAAAGAAAUGAAACAAAAAAUGUUUCACCGUGAAAAUCAUACUCAACAUGGCCAGAAGGCACACACCCAGAAUGGACAUCAGUCCAUCUGCCAUGCGUCCUGUGCAACUCACGCUAACCAUGGCCAACAUUCUGCAACUCAUACUACAACUAAUGGAAAGAAAAAGAUGGAAGGCCACUGCAUGCCUAUGAUGCGUGAUAAAAUGAAGAUUACAAGGAAGAAGAACGAAGAAGAAAAAUACAAGUUCAGUGACAGCAGCAGUAGCAGUGAUGACAGCGACAAUGAAAAGUGUGGAAGGAAGAAGAACUAAGAGAGGAGUCUUGUGAAAGAUCAGCUACCAGGGGUGCAAGGAUGAAAGCAACUUGAAUAAGACAUAUAUCAUCAACAUUUCUUAUAAUCAAACGGAGAAAAGAUGUGCCAUGUCAGCAGAGUUUAUCUUUUUGAUUAUGUAAUGAAAAAGUUCAAUGUUGAAUUUUAGUGAUCAGGAGAACGAAGAUUUGUUCCAUUCACCAA
Capsicum annuum is the source of this 874-nucleotide messenger RNA. RefSeq lists its product as uncharacterized. The coding region runs from base 111 to 671 and encodes 186 amino acids. The transcript has 2 exons. The record is from RefSeq and is a predicted model, not a curated record. Lineage: Eukaryota; Viridiplantae; Streptophyta; Magnoliopsida; Solanales; Solanaceae.